AGCCAGAAAUGGCUGUCAAGGACACGGUUGAAUACCCAUAAAUAGUAUCAAGCUCCCUUUUUUUUUUUUCGUACCAAUGCAACCCAAUUGAUUGUAGAUCACUCUCUCUCUCUCUCUCUGUAUUAGCAUUUCUUUGUUUCUUUUUAAAUUUAUAUAUUUUUUUUUAUUAUUAUUAUUAGUGUAUAAUGUCCAGAGAAAUAUACAACCAACAUUAUGACCCACUCUCUUUUCAACAUGUGACGCCCAACUCUAGAAUGAUUCCAGCUCCUUCAGCAACACCAUACCAUGUCAGUAAGAAUGAUAUGUGGAGACAGCCUGCACGAACCUCGUCUUUGCAAAAAGCACAUCAUUUGCCCCGUGAAUCUUUAAUUGAUCCUAACAGUGCCAAUGAGGAUGCGUAUUCAUAUCAAAAUGGAGGGUACGCUCGUGAAACAUAUAUUGAUCCUGCCGCUGUAACCAUGGACUCCGUCACAGAGGAUUACAUGAAUACGACAUCCUACAUUCCUAACUCUCCUGCCAAUAUGAACUAUUUCCAUCAUCAACAGCUCUACAAUGGAUAUCCUUUAAAUAAAGAUCCUGAGAUUCAAAUGGUGACACCACCUAAAUCAGUCAAAUCCAACGUCCAAUACUAUGUGGAAGAAUUGCCUGUGAAAGCACAUCAAUCAUUUAUUAAGCCAUCGACUCCUGUUCAUGCAUCCCCAGCUACGAAUUUCGCUCUUCAGCCUGUACCCCAUAAUAAAAAGAAUAACAAUUAUAGUAAUAGCACUUCUCCUUUACCCACCGUAACCAAGUCUUCCAAUACAAUGAAUAGCAGAUUACCCAAACCUCCUCUUACGCCACUGGUCAUUCCACCCACUCCUAUUCGAUCUUCUUCCUCACCCAACAGGGGAACGCCCACUCGCUCUUCUUCCAUUCAAAAUAUACAAUUGACACCUGGAUCAAUGACACCAGGUUCUUCGCGUAGUAUGAAUUCUCCCCAUAGCGGGUUAUCGCCUUAUACACCCAACACGCCGUCUCCCAACGGUCUCCUUCCCUCUCCUCUAGGCUACCAACAGCAAGGAGGAGGCAAAACAACGACGACAACGACGAAAAAGCAUUCGCUGUUACCGGAGGGUGAAGCGGAGCAAUAUGUGCAUGAAGGUAUCAAAUUCCACGAGUCGGGUAAAUUGGAAAAGGCGACGGAGAUGUUUAAGCAAGCGUCCAUGCUGGACUUUCCGAUGGGUAUGUUUUUGUAUGGUGUAUCACUUCGUCAUGGCUGGGGAUGUGGUAAGAAUGAGCACUUGGCGUUUCAAUACUUGCAGAAAUCGGCGGAACAUGCGGUGGUCGAUCUGAAUCGGUUUUCUUCUAGCAUGAAUACGUCUGCUACGAAGGGUGAGUUGAUCAUGGCUAUUUAUGAGCUCGGUGUUUCGUUUCGACAUGGUUGGGGUUGUAAAAAGAACAAGGAAACAGCUGUUUAUUAUUUCAAAAUAGCUGCUGAUUUAAAUGAUGCGGAUGCUCAGAAUGACUUGGGCCAUUGUUAUUAUCAUGGUCAUGGUGUCAAGAAAGAUAUGAUGUUGGCAGCUAAAUACUAUCGACUUGCAGAUAAGCAAGGUCAGGGUAUCAUGGGGAAUUCCUGGAUCUGGAAAUCGAAAUAUGAUCCUCCCUCACAUAUAAAAUAAUUUUUUUUUUUUUUCUGUCACUUUAGUAUUUUCUCACAUGGCUGCUUCUUUCCUCUUUUUUAACCAUUAUAAAUUAAAUGUGUGUGUUUUUUUAUUUUAUUU
Mucor mucedo is the source of this 1760-nucleotide messenger RNA. RefSeq lists its product as uncharacterized. NCBI's taxonomy places the organism in Eukaryota, Fungi, Mucoromycota, Mucoromycetes, Mucorales, Mucoraceae. Gene Ontology annotation, molecular function: protein binding. Bases 186 to 1658 code for a protein of 490 amino acids. The transcript is spliced from 6 exons. The record is from RefSeq and is a predicted model, not a curated record.